AGGAUGGAGCCAGCAUCGGUGCGGCCCAAAGUCCCCUCUUUCCUGUCCGACCUGGGGAAGGCCACGCUCCGGGGCAUCCGCAAAUGUCCCCGCUGCGGCACCUACAACGGCACCCGCGGCCUGAGCUGCAAGAACAAGACCUGCGGGACCGUCUUCCGCUGCGGCACCCGCAAGCAGCCCAGCGUCGACGCCGUCAAGAUCAUCACCGGCUCCGAUUUGCAGGUGUAUUCGGUGCGCCAGAGGGACCGGGGACGGUGCUUGGUGGAGCUGGGGGUGUCGGAAACAGCCAUCCAGACGGUGGACGGGACCAUCAUCACGCAGCUCAGCUCCGGCCGCUGCUCUGUGCCCUCGUGCCUGAAAGUGGCGGCGCAAGGCGUGGUGGAGAACCAGUGCCAGCACAUCAAACUGGCCCUGAACUGCCAAACCGAAGCCACCCCGCUGGCCCUGAAGAGCUCGGUGCUCAACUCCAUGCAGGCUUCCCCCGAAACCAAGCAAACCAUCUGGCAGCUGGCUACCGAGCCCACGGGGCCGCUGGUCCAGCGCAUCACCAAGAACGUCCUGGUGGUGAAGUGCAAGGCCAGCCAGAAGCACAGCCUGGGCUACAUCCACGCUGGGGAGGUGCCCGCUGCCAAGCCCAAGAAGAGGAAAAAGGACCCAGUGCCCGGGACGCAGGCGUCCGGCCCCAUCCUGGCCCAGGACCCCGCUCGCAGCACCCCCAGGAGGAACAGCCUGAGGAAACCGCCUGGAGCCUCCGCGCUGAAGAGACAAGGCUGUGCCCAGCUGCUGGACGAGUCGCAGGUGUCCCUCUCCUUCCAGGACUGGCUGGCCAGCGUCACCGAGCGCAUCCACCAAACCAUGCACUACCAGUUUGAGGGCAAGCCUGAGCCGCUGGUGUUCCACAUCCCGCAGGCCUUCUUCGAUGCCCUGCAGCAGAGGAUCUCCAGCGGCAGCACGAAGAAGAGGCUGCCCAACUCCACCACAGCUUUUGUCCGCAAGGAUGCCCUUCCCCUGGGCACCUUCUCCAAGUACACGUGGCACAUCACCAACAUCCUGCAGGUCAAGCAGAUCUUCGAUACACCCGAG
Messenger RNA from Mesitornis unicolor (brown roatelo), 1083 nucleotides. RefSeq names its product chromosome unknown open reading frame, human C2orf42. The record is from RefSeq and is a predicted model, not a curated record. Gene Ontology annotation, cellular component: nucleus. NCBI's taxonomy places the organism in Eukaryota, Metazoa, Chordata, Aves, Mesitornithiformes, Mesitornithidae.